AUGACACGAAAGAAGAGCUUAUUCUACGAGGCUGCAACUUUGAUACUGGUUGCUCAUGGCGAUGCUACUAAUAAAUUUCAGGAUAUUACACGUAAUGUAAUUAAGAGGUCUGCCCCGAAAGUUUUAAUGGUACAACGCAGCAGUCAAAGUUCUUUCAUGCCGAGUGCGGGCGUGUUUCCUGGUGGUAGGACUGACAAGGUCGAUUUCAGUCCUGAAUGGAAGGACAUAUACACCCAAAAGGUUAGCUGGCAAUCAAUUUUGGACAGUUUACCGAAAAGCUGCGAUCCCCGACCACCUAUAUACACUAGAGUGAUAAAAGACGUAAUUUUGCCUUCCGACAUUGGAUUUCGUAUUUGUGCUAUCCGAGAAACGUUCGAAGAAAGUGGAUUACUGUUAUUAAGAAAUAAUCCAGAUGGCGCAUUCAUAAAUAAUCCUGCAGCACAAUAUGCUAGCUGCAUUACGUUGACACUAUCCGAGUUACAGAAAUGGCGAAAGAUUAUUCGACAAGAUGCAUCGCAGUUUCUAAGGUUAUGCAGAGAAUUAGAGGCUGUGCCUGAUAUUUGGUCGCUACAUGAUUGGAGUAACUGGUUCACGCCUGCCGGGUACUCCAAACGCUUUGACACGGCUUUUUUUCUAUGCUGCCUAAAAAAUACGAAGGACCUAAUAAAUGAUUCGGAUUCUGAAGUCAGGAAAUCAUUCUGGAGUAAACCUUCGGAAGUACUACGAUACCAUGUAAACAAAGAAUUAUUUCUGUAUCCUCCACAGAUUCAUGAGCUAUCGAGGUUGCUUAACUUUGAAACCGUGCAAGAAUUAUUGUCAUUUUCUCAUCAUCGACCUAGAAAUCAUAGUACUUUGCAAUAUUUGACGGUACCAAUCAAAUGCAAGAACGGCACUAUUACUGUUUUAAGUGGCGAUUCGCUAUAUCCUAUGGAUAAGCGACCAAUUAGAGAAAAUAUUUUGGUACCAGAAGAUGAAAUUUGGUAUGGAGAAUUGAUAAAUAGAGAAGAAGAUACGAUUGAACAACUGAAUGCCUCCAGUACACAUUUGCAUCGAUACGUUUUUCCUAACUUCAUGGAACCAUUCUCUAAACUUAAAGAAAGUUCGGUAUCUAUUGUUCCUUAUGCAAAUACCCGUCUAUUAGAUGGUCACAAGCCAUUGCAAUUAUCUUGGCUAUAA
Molecule: messenger RNA, 1176 nt
Organism: Trichoplax adhaerens
Lineage: Eukaryota; Metazoa; Placozoa; Uniplacotomia; Trichoplacea; Trichoplacidae
Exons: 6
Coding region: 1-1176 (391 amino acids)
Cellular component (GO): mitochondrion
Molecular function (GO): hydrolase activity, acting on acid anhydrides, in phosphorus-containing anhydrides
Source: RefSeq, a predicted model, not a curated record